Messenger RNA from Magnolia sinica, 650 nucleotides. Its product is annotated as pollen-specific protein C13-like. Bases 26 to 502 code for a protein of 158 amino acids. The record is from RefSeq and is a predicted model, not a curated record. Lineage: Eukaryota; Viridiplantae; Streptophyta; Magnoliopsida; Magnoliales; Magnoliaceae. The transcript is spliced from 2 exons.
CUCUCUCACACACCCCAAAGGAAAUAUGGCCAAGAUAUUGAUUUUGAUUGCUCUCUGUAUCCUCCCGGCGCUCGUUAGCGGCAGGCCGAUGAGAAGCAACUUCAUGGUGCAAGGUCGGGUCUACUGCGACACUUGCCUUGCAGGCUUCGAAACAAGCGCCACCACUUACAUCUCUGGUGCUAAAGUGAGGCUGGAAUGCCGGGAGAGGGAGAGCGGGCAGCUAACAUAUGCCAUUGAGGGGAAGACAGCCCAGAGUGGGAUGUAUGAGAUCCCAGUUUCAGAUGACCGCGGCAAUGAUAUCUGUGAGGUAGCGCUCGUCAGCAGCCCACAGAGUGAGUGCGCCACACCCAUGCCAGGCCGCGAGCGUGCCCGUGUUUUCCUUACCCAAAACAACGGCAUUGCAUCGUACACCAGAUAUGCCAAUAACUUGGGCUUCCAGAAGGAUGCCCCAAUCGUUGGAUGCUCAAAAUUGCUCAAGCAAUACCAAGAAUAUGAUGACUAAGAAAUGUUGGUUUUCAUUAGUUUGAUUAAUGAUCCUGUGUUCGUUUCAUUUUCUGCUGGUGACAGUGUUAUCUUUUUCAUUUUUUUCUUUUUUCUUUUUAUAAAUUAUUCUAAUGUUUUGAUUGAAUGGAUAUAUGAUUUUUAUUUGA